Molecule: messenger RNA, 1311 nt
Organism: Cavenderia fasciculata
Lineage: Eukaryota; Evosea; Eumycetozoa; Acytosteliales; Cavenderiaceae
Exons: 2
Coding region: 1-1311 (436 amino acids)
Source: RefSeq, a predicted model, not a curated record
AUGAUGAUGAAUAGAAGAAAAACAGAUAUCACGUCAAUAGGUCAAGAGGAGGAAAAGAAUAAAAAAUCGAGUGGAGAACAACCAUUACAAAUCAGUCAAGAGAGGAAAGUGGAGUUAGUGUCGAGCAUAGAAAAUGUAGGAAUAAUCGAGAAAAAAGAUAAUAAUUAUUACUAUCAAGAAUUGAAAACAUCGAGAUGGUAUGAUUUAAUGUAUGGUAGGAAGAUUAGAGAUAUUAUAAAUGAAAAGAAAUUUAUAAAUAGAAGUGGAGGUCAAUUUAAUAAUAAUAAUAAUAAUAAUAAUAAUAAUGAACAAUUACAAGGAAAAUUAUUGGUAUCAUUUUCAGCACAUUUGACAAAUGUUGGUGAUGCACUUAGAAUGUUAAAAGAGAAUGGGCUGUAUGCAGCACCUGUAUUUGAUGAAACUUUGGGUACUGGUGAAAAGAAUGCAAAUGUUUGUAAUUAUUUGGGAAUGGUUGGUGUUUAUGAAAUAUUGGCAUAUCUAUUGGCAUUCUUUAAAGAUCCUAAAAUGGUUGAUACAAUAGUUGGAAAGAUUAAAAUUUCAACUUGGAAUGAUAGUGUUGAUAAGACCAAAAAUCAAGAUAAUGACCCAGUGGAUAAAUGGAGUCAAUUUUUCAAACAUACUCCUAUUAUCGACGUUUUGGAUGCUCUGUCUAGUAAAAGAUACAAACCAUAUAGAGUCUAUCUAAAUGAUUCUAUGGCAUUUCUAUGCAAAAUUCUUGACCAAACCAAUUAUAGUAGGGUUCCAGUGAUUGACCACGAUCAAAUCAUUAGCAUGGUAUCUACGAGUGACCUCAUUCGUAGUAUAGUCUAUCAUCGUGAAAAGUUGCCAUCACUAUUUUUUACGGAAUUGGGUGCUUUUGAACACGAGUUGAUCGAUACAGACUAUAUCACUGCCACCGAUGACAUUAAAACUGCCUAUGUAUUCGAUCAACUAGAAUCCAAAGGAAAACAGUCAGCUGCCAUUGUCGAUAGUAAAACUGGUUCCAUUCAUGCUAAUUUUAGUAUCACCGAUAUCAAAGGUAUUGUAGAUACCAAUAUCCACGAUCUUCAAUUAUCAAUUAAAGAGUUUUUAUCUAUUCAUAGAUCAAUUAGUAAAAUUGGACCAAUAACAGUUACAAAGGAGACAGCAUUAAUUGAUAUGUUCAAAUUAAUGGUAGAUAAUCAAAUACAUGGUAUUUGGGUAACAAGUGUUGAUGAUCCAAUUAUUAAAACAGUUGGUUUUGUUUCAUAUCCAUCAAUUAUAAAAUUCAUCUAUCAUUUAAUUCAAUUAUCUUCACAAUCCAAUAUCUAG